AUGCAGGCUCAGGAAGUCCUGAGACAGCUGAGGAUUCCUGAGUUAGAUGACGUGCGGCAGUAUAUACGCAGUCUUCCGACCCAUGCGUUGAUGGGCAUAGGAGCAGUCGCGGCCUUCACUACGUACUGGUUUGCCACUCGACCACAAGCCCUGAUGGCUCCCUUUGACCUGUCGCUGCAGUCUGUGGAGCUGCCUGGAGAAGAACGGGCCAGAAGGUCGACUCUUUCUCCUGAGAACGAAUACCUGACACAUUUCUACGAUGACGCUCUCACAAUGUACCAAGUGUUCCAGCGGGGGCAGCGAGUGUCCAAUGAUGGUCCAUGUCUCGGAUCAAGAAAACCUAACCAGCCCUAUGAAUGGCAGUCUUAUUCUGAGGUAUCAAACAAAGCAGAAGGCAUUGGCUCAGCUCUUCUCCACAAAGGCCACUCAAAAACAGGAGAUAAAUACAUUGGAAUUUUUUCUCAGAACAGACCAGAGUGGUCCAUUUCUGAACUGGCCUGCUACACCCAGUCCCUGGUGGCUGUGCCUCUCUAUGACACUCUGGGGAGAGAAGCCAUUGGCUACAUUCUGCAACAAGCCACUAUUUCCACUGUGAUCUGUGAUGUUGCUGAUAAAGCCAAGUUGAUCCUGGACUACGGCAAGUUGAAAGGGGGGACAGUGACGACUGUUGUGAUCAUCGAGAUUUUUGAUGAUGAUUUGGUCCAACUGGGAACGGAGUCUGGCAUCGACAUUGUGAGCUUCAAAGACUUUGAGGCCUUGGGACAUGCCAAUCACCAAACCCCACAGCCUCCUGAACCAGAUGACCUGGCACUGGUCUGCUUUACAUCUGGAACCACAGGGAAUCCAAAAGGAGCGAUGUUAAGUCAUAGAAAUGUUAUCUCCAACACGGCUGCUUUUCUCAAACUAACACAGGGCACGCGCAAGGCCUCCCAUACAGACGUGCUCAUCUCCUACCUGCCUCUGGCCCAUAUGUUUGAGCGAGUUGUGGAGGUACAAUGCACGCUGGGUGUCAGUGAUAUUCAUGUGUCCUAUUUGCCUCUCGCUCACAUGUUUGAGAGGGUGGUGCAGUCCGUGGUUCUCAUCCAUGGAGGUUGUAUUGGAUUCUUCCAAGGAGAUAUUAGACUUUUGAUGGAUGACUUAAAAACCCUUCAGCCAACUGUAUUUCCUGUUGUGCCACGCCUUCUAAACCGCAUGUUCGACAAGAUUUUCAGUCAAGCAAAUACGCGAAUGAAACGAUGGCUUUUAGAUUUUGCUUUUGAAAGAAAAAAAUCUGAGCUGCUCAACGGUGUGGUCAGACGAGACAGCAUAUGGGACAAACUUAUCUUCAAAAAAGUCCAGGAAAGUCUGGGGGGUCGAGUGAGGAUGAUGAUCACCGGAGCAGCACCGGUGUCUCCUGUCAUCCUGACCUUCCUCCGGGCCGCUCUGGGCUGUCAGUUUUAUGAAGGUUACGGUCAGACCGAAUGCACAGCUGGAUGCUCUAUGUCAAUGCCUGGAGACUGGACUGCAGGCAACGUAGGACCUCCUCUUCCUUGCAAUAUUGUUAAACUGGUGGAUGUAGCAGAAAUGAAUUAUCUGUCAGCCAAUGGAGAAGGAGAGGUGUGCGUCAAGGGACCAAACGUUUUCAAGGGUUACCUAAAGGAUCCAGAGAAAACCGCAGAAGCCCUUGACCAGGACGGGUGGCUGCACACGGGAGACAUCGGCAAAUGGCUUUCAAACGGUACUCUGAAGAUUAUUGAUCGGAAGAAGCACAUAUUCAAGCUGGCUCAAGGAGAAUAUAUUGCACCAGAGAGAAUUGAAACUGUUUAUAUUCGGAGCGACCCAGUUGCGCAAAUAUUUGUACAUGGAGACAGUUUACAGGCUUGUCUAGUUGGGAUAGUUGUCCCAGAUCCUGACUAUUUACCGUUAUGGCUCAAGAAAAAAGGAAUUCAGGGGUCUUUCGCUGAACUAUGCAGUAACAAGGAGGUGAAGAAUGCCAUUCUGGAGGACAUUUUGAGAUUGGGAAAAGAGGCUGGACUCAAGUCCUUUGAACAGGUGCGAGACAUCACCCUCCACCCGGAAAUGUUCUCGGUGCAGAGCGGUCUCCUCACGCCGACGCUAAAGGCCAAACGAAUGGAGCUACGCAACCACUUUAGAGACCAGAUUGAUACCAUGUACGCCAAUAUUAAGAUGUAG
Messenger RNA from Knipowitschia caucasica, 2172 nucleotides. Lineage: Eukaryota; Metazoa; Chordata; Actinopteri; Gobiiformes; Gobiidae. The record is from the annotation of a GenBank genome assembly.